AUGCCAAAGCCAAUUUUUGUUCUCCUUCAUGGCGCAUGGCACAGCCCACAGUGUUGGCACCACCUUGUUUCUGAGCUUGGUCGUGAAGGUUUUGAAAGCGUUACGCCGUCUCUCCCUUCAUCUGGUUCCGAUCCUCCUACACUAGAUUGGUCCCAGGAUGUUCAGAAAAUUCGGCAAACGAUCUCAGAACUCGUUCGAGACCGAGAUGUAGUUGUGGUCAUGCACAGUUUCAGUGGAAUGACAGGAGGCACCGCUCUCGAAGGCCUUGACAAAGCAAGUUGUGCUGGCAAAGGUCUUUUUGGGGGCGUCGUGAAGCUUGUAUACAUUGCUGCAUUCAUUGUACCAGAGGGAUUUCAGCACUCGCCCCAAGGUACGCGAAACAAUAUGGUUCCGGAAAUGAAAACAGACCUGGAGUCUGGUAUUGUCACCGUUCGCGAAGAAGACGCGAAGAAUAUGUUCUAUCAAGACAUCGAUGACGGAUCUGUUGCUGAACUGGUGCGAGAUCUUCGUCCGCAAAGCCUUGGUUCUUUUUGGAGCAUAACGACAUUUGCCGCCUGGCGUUUUAUCGCGACAACAUACAUUCUAUGCACAAGUGAUAGACCUAGUACAGUUGCUGCUGCGGAGUACCUUAUCGAGACUGCAAAAGCCAGCGGCCAACAUCGGAUCGAGAAAGUCAUUGCGGUUGAUUGUGGCCAUUCCCCAUUUAUUAGCAGGCCGCAAUGGCUUUGCAGGACUCUCAUUGAAGAAUCGAUCGGUUGCACUCAAUUGCGACAAGAAUGA
Aaosphaeria arxii CBS 175.79 is the source of this 780-nucleotide messenger RNA. Its product is annotated as alpha/beta-hydrolase. The record is from RefSeq and is a predicted model, not a curated record. Lineage: Eukaryota; Fungi; Ascomycota; Dothideomycetes; Pleosporales. The coding region runs from base 1 to 780 and encodes 259 amino acids. The transcript has 2 exons.